AUGUCAACUGCACCAAAAGUAGGAAAGCCUAUUUCAGAGAAAUUUGUUGAACUAGCCAAGACAUUACAAUUUUCUUGGUUUGCAGGACAUGCUGUUGUAAUUCUAUGUUCAAUUUUUUAUAUUUUAACUGCUAAUGAGAUUCUGUACCGUUUGGCAAUUAUUGGUGUGUUACAAUCAUUUGGUAUUAUUACUUAUCAACAUUUCCAUUUAAAGCCAAAGAGUAAUGAAACUACUAUCAAUUUAGUCAAUUUAUUACAAAAUGAGAAUGUAUUAUAUUUCAGUUUGGCUUUAGUUUGGCUAGUUACUCCAAGGUUUACAUAUUCAUUAGUACCAUAUGUUAUCUUUUCAUUGUUUCAUUCUAUCAACUAUAUGAAAAAUGUUUUACUACCACAAGUAUUUGGAAUGACAAGUGAAACAAGCAAAGUAGUUGCCAGAAUGGACAAGUUUGUCACUGAUUAUAAUGAUAAAUGUAUGCAUUGGGUCGGAUCAUCUGAACUUUCAUUAUUGGUUCUUGUUAUAUUGAGAACGAUUUUAUUCUAUCCAAAAUCAUUGAUCAUGUUGAUCGUAUACUCACUAUUUAUCAAGAUAAGAUAUGAAAACUCCAAAUACAUGAAGACAAUUUUUGCUCAAUGGAGAGUAAGAUUAGAUGGUGUAUUCAGCCAUCCAUCUAUUCCUCCUCAAAUCAAAUUAUGGUACAGUAAGGGUAAAUUAGCUUUAAUCAAUUUAUCAAAAUACAGUAUCUCAAAACCAAUAGUACAAGAAGCCAAAAAAAAUUAA
Vanderwaltozyma polyspora DSM 70294 is the source of this 777-nucleotide messenger RNA. RefSeq names its product nucleoporin POM33 (gene POM33). The transcript has a single exon. Gene Ontology annotation, cellular component: endoplasmic reticulum; membrane. Gene Ontology annotation, biological process: endoplasmic reticulum tubular network organization; membrane organization. Lineage: Eukaryota; Fungi; Ascomycota; Saccharomycetes; Saccharomycetales; Saccharomycetaceae. Bases 1 to 777 code for a protein of 258 amino acids. The record is from RefSeq and is a predicted model, not a curated record.